UUCUUUCUCGACCUAAACUAAGUGUUUCCUCCCAAACAUUUCUCAAUUCAAGCUACCGAAGCCGGCUUGAGUCGCCGAUGCUUGUAGUUAGAUUCACUAAUUGUGUGCCGUUGUCCCGAUAGACUUGACUUUGCUGCUACUGCUACACGCCAGAGGAAUAUUGUUUUAAGAUAUAUACGGUCAAAUAUUGACCGAUAACGCAGAUAAGGCCAUAAAAAUAGCCUCUUUGGCAAAACUUUAUCAGUGUCCCCAGCAACCUGCCGCCAGCAAGAUCUCAAACUCCACAGACAACCCCGGAUUGUCCACCAAAUUGGUAGCUCAAGCUGAUAGCAGUCGCACAUCGAAAUUAUCUCAAAGUGUCACAAAAUGUCGACCAUGCAGCUUGAGGAUGUUUCGCCCAAGUUCAACGAGGCCGUCCUGAAUGGCAUCAUCAAGGAUUACGGCGGUAACAAGUGCACGUCCUGGCGGUUCGCCGAUGGUCAAUUCGGUAAGGGAGACUCGUACCUAAGUGAGGUGUUCCGCAUCGAAGUCGAGGACGAAACGAGUCGCCAAGCGGAGGGUGAUACGGCCCUCAAGGUCAAUCUGGUGGUCAAGUGCAUUCCGAAGAAUGUGGCUCGCCGGAAAACGUUCCGGUCAGCGGAUUUCUUCCGCAACGAAAUAAACUUUUACAACGUGGUCAUGAGUGAGUUCUACAAGUUCCAAAAGGAGAAGCAGCCGAAGAAUCCGUUCAACGAUAUUAGCAAGUGUGUGGCUGCAUUCUCGGAUGGAGUGAACGAUUUUGUCGCGUUGGAAGAUUUGAAGCAAUUUGGCUACGGUUCGGCGUCGAGACAGGACGGUGUGGCCCUGGCCGAGUGCAUUCUAUGCAUGCAAAACAUCGGUCGUUUCCACGCCAUGUCCCUAGCGAUGAAGGACCAACGGCCCGAAACAUUCCAUUUUCUGGUGAAGAACAUCGAGGAGACCUACUACGCCAGCGGGUACAAGUCCUGGUACAGCAACUUCCAGAAAAUUCAAGUCGGUAUCGCCAAGGACGCCGUCGGUCAGGUUUACGGUGGAACCGAGCUGGAAGCGAAGGUGCACAAGUUCUUCGAUUGCGAUCUGUACGAAAAAAUGUGCUAUUUGACGCACACGCGCAAUCAAAACUCCGUAAUCAACCACGGGGACUGCUGGAUGCCCAACUUUUUGUUCCGGUAUGAUGCCAACGGUACUCCUACGUCGGCCAAGAUGAUCGACUUUCAGCUGGCGCGGUAUUCCUCCCCAGCGCUGGACAUUUCAUUCUUCAUUUACUCGUGCACCACCCAGGAACUGCGGGAGGCUCACUAUGAAGAGUUGCUGAAGGCGUACCACCAGAGUCUGUCGGACAUGCUGACCGAUCUGGGUUCCGACCCGGAGGAGCUGUUCCCGUUUGCGGAUUUGCAGAAGGAACUGCACGAAUUUGCCCGGUUCGGGUGCGGAAUGGGCAUCGAGUCGAUUCCGUUUUCGCUGCUGGACGAGAGCGAAGUGUCCGACCUGGACCAGAUUCAGGGCGAGGAGGCCGUUCCGAUCGAUCAGGUGUGGCUGCUGAAAAAUAUCAAAACUCAAGAGGGACGACGCCGGCUGGCCGAUAUGUUUAAGCACGCAGAUUCGUGCGGAUAUUUGGACUAGGGAAAAGUAUACUGGGAAUUCUUUUUUAACUUAGAUUGACGAAUUUAUGCAGAUUGCAUCGGUUAAAAAAUAUAUUAAUCUUUCAAUAGUUGAGAAAAA
Molecule: messenger RNA, 1740 nt
Organism: Culex quinquefasciatus (southern house mosquito)
Lineage: Eukaryota; Metazoa; Arthropoda; Insecta; Diptera; Culicidae
Exons: 3
Coding region: 367-1641 (424 amino acids)
Source: RefSeq, a predicted model, not a curated record